CAAUCUUUAAUCUGUGGUACCUACGAACUACAAAACAAAGGUCCAAAGGUUUUUUAUAUAUUUUUCUAUAGAUUCAAGAUUUUAAAUUUUUUAAUAUAAUUUUUAAAAUGUUAAGUUUACUGUGUAGAACAGCUAAUAAGCUUGGUCCAACAAAACCACAUUCAAGAUGCAUAGCCUCUCUUUCGGCCCUUCCUGAAACAUAUCAGAUGUUGUACAAAACCUGCAGAGAUUUUGCAGAGCAAGAACUCAAACCGAAUGCUGCUAAUUUUGACCGAAAUCACUUAUAUCCUGGCGAUGCUAUUAAGAAAAUGGGUGAACUUGGUUUAAUGGCAAUAGCUACACCAGAACAGUUUGGAGGAACAGGACUUGACUAUUUAGCUUACGCGAUAGCGUUAGAGGAAAUAUCUAGAGGCUGUGCAUCUGCUGGGGUCAUUAUGUCAGUAAAUAAUUCUCUUUACUUAGGGCCCGUGAACCACUGGGGUACUGACAAACAAAAGAAAGAGUUUGUCACACCUUUUUGCACUGGGGACCAAGUUGGAUGUUUUGCUCUCUCUGAGCCAGGGAAUGGAUCAGAUGCUGGCGCCGCAUCUACAACCGCUAAAACAAGUGGUGACAAAUGGGUUCUUAAUGGUACCAAAUGUUGGAUAACUAAUGGUUACGAGAGCAAAGCUUCUGUCGUGUUUGCCACUACAGACAAAAACCUAAAACACAAGGGCAUCUCUGCAUUCAUUGUACCUAAACCUAUAAAUGGGUUGGAAUUGGGUAAGAAAGAAGAUAAAUUAGGUAUCAGAGGAUCAUCUACCUGUUCCCUCAUAUUCGAGGACUGCGAGAUUCCGAAAGAGAAUAUCUUGGGUGAGCCUGGAUUAGGGUUUAAAAUUGCUAUGAUGACGUUAGAUGCAGGUAGAAUUGGUAUUGCAUCACAAGCAUUAGGCAUAGCACAGGCAUCAUUAGAUGUGUCUGUAGAAUAUGCUUCCAAAAGGAUGGCAUUUGGCAAGCCAAUCAUGAAGCUACAAGCGAUACAAAACAAGUUGGCAGAUAUGGCUAUGCGGCUGGAGUCAGCUAGGCUUCUAACAUGGCGCGCAGCUUGGCUCAAAGACAACAAAAAACCUUUCACCAAGGAGGCAGCUAUGGCUAAACUAGCAGCAUCAGAGGCAGCAACAUUUUUAUCACAUCAAUGUAUACAGAUUCUUGGUGGUAUGGGCUAUGUAUCAGACAUGCCUGCAGAGAGACACUACAGGGAUGCUAGAAUUACCGAGAUCUAUGAAGGUACUUCAGAAAUUCAGAGAUUAGUAAUUGCCGGACAAAUUAUCAAAGAAUAUGGCGUAUAAUGAAUAAUAGCUAUCAUGUUUUACAAUAUAGACUGAUUUUAUAUUAAAAAAUAUUUAAAAAGUGUGUUCAGCACAAAAUAUUGUAUAGAAAUGUACAAUUCUUAUGUAAGAUAAAUGAAUUAAUGUAAGUUCUUUACUCAUAUUAUGGUUUGUAUUGUAUUGUAUUUUUGAUAUAAGUAUUAUUUGAUUAAAGUUAUUCAUGUAUUGAUGCUACAGAAAAUGUUAUU
This is a messenger RNA of Maniola jurtina (meadow brown), 1555 nucleotides long. It is a transcript of the gene Arc42, whose product is annotated as short-chain specific acyl-CoA dehydrogenase, mitochondrial. Gene Ontology annotation, biological process: fatty acid beta-oxidation using acyl-CoA dehydrogenase; butyrate catabolic process. Bases 108 to 1328 code for a protein of 406 amino acids. NCBI's taxonomy places the organism in Eukaryota, Metazoa, Arthropoda, Insecta, Lepidoptera, Nymphalidae. Gene Ontology annotation, molecular function: flavin adenine dinucleotide binding. Gene Ontology annotation, cellular component: mitochondrion. The transcript has 5 exons. The record is from RefSeq and is a predicted model, not a curated record.